AUGGACACCAAGAUCGGAGCUUUGGAUACUUGUAUGCCAAUGUGCAGCGACGUAGGAAGCAUACCCACGAACGGCGUCGUAUCCACCAUCCAAAACUCAGCCAUCCCAUGCAACUCGGUCGAGUCGACUCUGGGUCGCCACCUCGCUCGCCGGCUAGUCCAAAUAGGGGCCACCGACGUUUUCUCUGUCCCCGGAGAUUUUAAUUUGACUCUCCUCGACCACCUUAUAGCCGAGCCUGGGCUCAACCUCAUCGGCUGCUGUAAUGAGCUCAAUGCUGGCUACGCAGCCGACGGCUACGCUCGCGCCCGCGGCGUCGGCGCAUGUGCUGUGACCUUCACCGUCGGAGGGUUGAGCGUUCUGAACGCUAUAGCCGGUGCUUAUAGUGAGAAUCUUCCAGUGAUUUGUAUUGUUGGUGGACCCAACUCCAAUGACUAUGGGACUAAUAGGAUCCUCCAUCAUACUAUUGGGUUAGCCGACUUCAGUCAAGAGCUUCGUUGCUUUCAGACUGUCACUUGCUAUCAGGCUGUGGUGAAUAAUUUGGAGGAUGCACAUGAACAGAUCGAUAUGGCUAUAUCUACUGCUCUGAAAGAGAGCAAGCCUGUUUAUAUAAGUAUAAGCUGUAACUUGCCGGCGAUUCCCCAUCCUACUUUUAGUCAUGAGCCGGUCCCAUUUUCACUAUCUCCCAAAUUGAGUAAUCCGAUGGGUUUGGAGGCAGCUGUGGAGGCAGCGGCAGAGUUCUUGAACAAGGCGGUGAAGCCAGUAAUGGUGGGAGGGCCCAAACUACGGGUUGCUAAGGCAUCCGAGGCGUUUCUUGAAUUGGCUGAUGCUUCUGGCUAUGCACUUGCGGUAAUGCCAUCAGCUAAAGGGCUAGUGCCGGAGCACCAUUCCCAUUUCAUUGGGACUUACUGGGGCGCGGUGAGCACAGCCUUUUGUGCUGAAAUUGUGGAAUCAGCUGAUGCAUAUUUGUUUGCUGGACCAAUAUUCAAUGACUACAGCUCUGUUGGGUAUUCUCUGCUUCUCAAGAAAGAGAAGGCCAUCAUUGUGCACCCCGAUCGUGUGGUUAUUGGGAAUGGGCCUGCUUUUGGGUGUGUUUUGAUGAAGGAUUUCCUGAAAGCACUUGCAAAACGGCUUAAGCACAACCCGACUGCUUAUGAAAAUUACCACAGGAUUUAUGUUCCUGAAGGACAUCCACUCAAGUGUGAACCUAAGGAGGCCUUGAGGGUCAAUGUUCUGUUCGAGCAUAUACAGAAUAUGUUGUCAAGUGACACGGCUGUGAUUGCUGAGACAGGGGACUCAUGGUUCAAUUGCCAGAAGCUGAAGUUGCCAGAAGGAUGCGGGUACGAGUUCCAAAUGCAAUAUGGAUCCAUUGGUUGGUCUGUGGGUGCAACUCUUGGUUAUGCACAGGCUGUACCUGAUAAACGAGUGAUUGCUUGCAUUGGUGAUGGGAGCUUCCAGGUGACUGCUCAAGAUGUUUCAACAAUGCUACGGUGUGGACAGAGGACCAUUAUCUUCCUGAUAAACAAUGCUGGUUACACCAUUGAAGUUGAGAUCCAUGAUGGACCGUACAAUGUAAUCAAGAACUGGAACUACACUGGAUUGGUUGAUGCAAUCCACAACGGCGAAGGCAAUUGCUGGACAACAAAGGUCCGUUAUGAAGAGGAGCUCAUUGAAGCAAUUAAGACAGCAACUAAUGCCAAGAAAGAUUGCUUGUGCUUCAUCGAAGUGAUUGCUCAUAAGGAUGAUACAAGCAAAGAGUUACUUGAAUGGGGCUCUAGGGUCUCUGCUGCUAAUAGCCGCCCACCAAACCCCCAGUAAAUCUUUUUACUUCUGCUACUAUGCGGAUCCAACCAGUUAAUGCUGAAUCAGCCAGCAACUUUGUGCAUCUUUGUCAAAUAUAGAUUGUAAUUUCGGGUUUUCUAAAACAUUUUGCAUAUACGGAAGAGUGUGGCCAGCUAAUGUAAUGUGUGUUUUCAUUUGAUUUCGAAUGCCUACUGGUGUUAUUGCUUCAUCUCUUAGUGUUCUUUCUCUUCCUAAACACUGCUUUUUCAUCAUGGAUGCUGGAUGGAAAUUGAAAGGAAGCAAGCGGACUUGGUUGCUUUAGUAAAAAAAAUGGAACAUGAUUAUACCGGA
Ilex paraguariensis (yerba mate) is the source of this 2130-nucleotide messenger RNA. The record is from the annotation of a GenBank genome assembly. Lineage: Eukaryota; Viridiplantae; Streptophyta; Magnoliopsida; Aquifoliales; Aquifoliaceae.